This is a messenger RNA of Durusdinium trenchii, 546 nucleotides long. The record is from the annotation of a GenBank genome assembly. NCBI's taxonomy places the organism in Eukaryota, Dinophyceae, Suessiales, Symbiodiniaceae.
AUGUGGGACCGUACUUUGCCAUCAGAAAGAAUCAUUGCUGGCCCUGCAGCACCGCAGCCUUCGACCCGGCAGCAAAAUGGUCGUGAUGACCUUUACGUGCUUGUGCAGGCUGACAGCAGGGAUGAACAGGUGAUUAUGGUAGUCAUCAACUAUGUUACAGAUGCCUCGGACCAAUACUUCAUCAGAGCCAUCCAUGAUGGCCAUGUUGUCUCGCGAAGUAUAAUACUGGAUAAGCUUGCAAUGACAGGGCUUUGUGAAGCUGUUCGAUGCAAGGUCAGUAAAGACGGAGUAGAAUGGCAACAGGUCCAUUACCCAAUCAGCUAUGGUGAAAGGGUAGAUGUUGAAGUUCGGCUCGAUGAGGAGCCGGCCUCCUGUCCAACUGAACAGCCACAAUUUGAGGCUGAUGAACUCCCCGACUCGCUUGAGUUAUCAGAUGACUCAGAUCUAAUGCAGAGAAGCCUUGCCACGCGGCAUGCACCAUGGACGCCGCCGCAGAGACACCAAAGACAACGGCCUGACUCAAACCUGGAGGCAGACAUCGAGCAG